AUGGCGGAGGGCCUGGACGAGCUCCUGGACGAGGUCGAGUCCAAGUUUUGCCGACCAGGCCCCCUGAGGCGGGGCGCGGCCGGGCGGCCCCGAGGCUGCGGCGGCGGCGUCCUCGGCACCGAGCGGGACCGGGCCGCGGCGGAGGAGACCCUCAGAUCAGCAGAAACAUUUGAGAAAGAAGAUGAUCUUGACAGUCUUAUUAAUGAAAUAUUUGAAGAACCCAACUUGGACAAAAAACCCGUUAAAUUAAAAUCUAAAUCUUCAGGUAACCCAUCUGUCAGAGCUUCCACUCAAAGCCUUGGUAAGAGUUGCAGCCCAGUGUACCUUGGUGGGAGCACUGCCCCGUGUGGCAUUGGAACAAAUACUUCACAGAGAGCCUGUGACCGCCUGCGUUGUGUAGCGUGUGAUUUCAGGGUAGUCAGCUACGACGACUAUAUGUGGGACCAGUCGUGCGAUUAUCUGUUUUUCAGGAACAACAUGCCGGAGUUCCAGAAAUUAAGAACGAAGCUGGUAAAGAAGCCGGGAGCCCGGGCCUAUGCCUGCCAGUGUAGCUGGAGGACUGCCGAAGCCCUGACUGCCCUGCAGGCCGAUCCUCAGCUCCGCUGGGUGUGCGGCAGGCACUGAGGGCGCGGAGCUGGGCGCCCGGCUGUCCUCCUCCCGGCUGUCCUGCUCCCAGUUGUCCUCCCGGCUGUCCUGCUCCCGGCUGUUCUGCUCCCGGCUGUCCUCCCGGCUGUCCUCUUCCCGCUGUCCUCCCGGCUGUCCUGCUCCCGGCUGUCCUGCUCCCAGCUGUCCUGCUCCCGGCUGUCCUCCUCCCGCUGUCCUCCUCCUGCUGUCCUCCCGGCUGUCCCCCUCCCGGCUGUCCUGCUCCCGGCUGUCCUGCUCCCGGCUGUCUUCCUCCCGCUGUCCUCCUCCUGCUGUCCUCCCGGCUGUCCUCCUCCCGGCUGUCCUGCUCCCAGCUGUCCUGCUCCCGGCUGUCCUCCUCCCGGCUGUCCUCCCGGCUGUCCUCCUCCUGCUGUCCUCCCGGCUGUCCUGCUCCCGGCUGUCCUCCUCCCGGCUGUCCUCCUCCUGCUGUCCUCCCGGCUGUCCUGCUCCCGGCUGUCCUCCUCCCGCUGUCCUCCCGGCUGUCCCCCUCCCGGCUGUCCUGCUCCCGCGGGGGCGAGGUGCAGGGCAGUAGCGCGCCCCUGGAGACGGCCGGAAAUCCCCCUAAUGACUCCACACGAUGGAUUCCCAAAGACCAGGAGGACGGGGAGACCGCGUGCUUUCACGCUUUGAAUUCCUUGUUUCUGCCGCGGGGCCAUUUCACUUAGGAAGGAAGGGAGCAAGGCGUCACAUGCCCGGCCGGCCCGUCUCCUCGUACGUGGGACACUCCUUCCGCGCUUCACACCGAUACGUAGCGGCCACCGGUCAGCAGGUGCAGGAGCAGCGGCCGCUGACACCCUCGGCCGCGUCCUUCCCCUACAGCCCUCGGAGAGGGUAGAGCCCGGAGCCGGGCAGCGAGACCCGUGAGGGGCUGCGAACAUCGUCUCCUCCAGCCAGAGACCGAAUCUCAGGCGGGCGUCACCGCGAUGAGCGGCCACGGGGGGUGUGGGCGGGUCGUGUGCGGUGAAGGGGGCCGCUGCCCGCAUCUGGGCCCGCCUCGCUAACCCCGAGUGACACUAUGCACAAGUGAUGAGCGUGUACUCUAGUUUUAGCUUCUCUCUUCUCCUUGGGUUCAUUCCGAUAUCAAUAGUCUGCUAUUUUAGUAAAUAUUCACUUACAUGUAAAAAACUUUUUUCGAUGUCCCUAAAACCACAAGGAAAAAAAUCUGAAUAUGAAUAAACCCUUACUGGAUUUUUCCCCCAA
Messenger RNA from Canis lupus familiaris (dog), 1842 nucleotides. It is a transcript of the gene CFAP418, whose product is annotated as chromosome 29 C8orf37 homolog. The transcript has 6 exons. NCBI's taxonomy places the organism in Eukaryota, Metazoa, Chordata, Mammalia, Carnivora, Canidae. Gene Ontology annotation, cellular component: cytosol. The record is from RefSeq and is a predicted model, not a curated record. Bases 1 to 624 code for a protein of 207 amino acids.